UGUAGGCUAAUCCAUUGCUAGCAACCUGCCGCUGCUAGCUGCUGAUGUUUACUUUCAAUACAGCCGUCAUUUUUCAUCAAGGACAUUGUAAUCGCUAGCAAAAAUGAACUAACAUAGCCACCAAAGACCGCUUUCUCUUUUGUUUUGUGCACGCAGCACAUACCAACACAUUGGUGUUGGCGAACGGCGAGGAUUGCCUGGUGUUUAGCCGUGGCAUUUGCAUCUUUACAACUGGGAUUGCAGCCUGGCCUCUUGCCCGUGCUGCGAAAUUCAUUUCCACCAUUGUCCUUUACUUGAAAUCAUGUUUAUUUCACAACGAUGGCUGUGAGGGGGACCCUGUAAACUAAAUGACUGUCAGAAAUAUCGCCUCCAUUUGUAAUAUGGGCACCAAUGCCUCUGCCCUGGAAAAAGACAUUGGGCCAGAGCAGUUCCCCAUUAAUGAACACUACUUUGGAUUGGUCAAUUUUGGGAACACGUGUUACUGUAACUCGGUGCUGCAGGCGCUGUACUUCUGCCGGCCGUUCCGGGAGAACGUGCUGGCGUACAAGGCCCAGCAGAAGAAGAAGGAGAACCUGCUCACCUGUCUGGCCGACCUCUUCCACAGCAUCGCCACGCAGAAGAAGAAGGUGGGCGUCAUCCCGCCCAAGAAGUUCAUCUCGCGCCUGCGCAAGGAAAAUGACCUGUUUGAUAACUACAUGCAGCAGGACGCGCAUGAGUUCCUGAACUACCUGCUGAACACCGUGGCUGACAUCCUGCAGGAGGAGAAGAAACAGGAGAAGCAGAACGGACGCCUGAAGAACAACGGCACGACCGCCAUCACCGGCGACAACACCGUCAACGCGGCCGACGCCGACAACAAGGCCGAGCCCACGUGGGUGCAUGACAUCUUCCAGGGCACACUGACCAACGAGACGCGCUGCCUCAACUGCGAGACGGUCAGCAGCAAGGAUGAGGACUUCCUUGAUCUGUCUGUGGACGUGGAGCAGAACACGUCAAUAACACACUGCCUCAGGGACUUCAGUAAUACAGAGACUCUGUGCAGUGAGUAUAAAUACUACUGUGAAACAUGCUGCAGCAAACAGGAGGCCCAGAAAAGGAUGCGGGUGAAGAAGCUGCCCAUGAUCCUGGCCCUGCACCUGAAGCGCUUUAAGUACAUGGAGCAGCUGCACCGCUACACCAAGCUGUCCUACCGCGUGGUCUUCCCCCUGGAGCUGCGCCUCUUCAACACCUCCGGCGACGCCAUCAACCUCGACCGCAUGUACGACCUGGUGGCCGUGGUGGUCCAUUGCGGCAGUGGGCCGAACAGAGGACAUUACAUCACCAUAGUGAAGAGCCACGGCUUCUGGCUGCUGUUUGAUGACGACAUAGUGGAGAAAAUCGAUGCACAGGCCAUCGAGGAAUUCUACGGCUUGACUUCUGACAUUUCCAAGAAUUCCGAGUCUGGAUAUAUUCUCUUCUACCAGUCCAGGGAAUAACAAACAAAAGAGGAAGAAAGGAAGACAGAGAGCGAGAGAUAGCGAGAGAGAGAGAGCGAGAGAGAGAGAGCACACAGAGGGAGGGAGGGGAAAGGAACAUAAACAAGUUGACUCGAACCCCUUAAACCUAACCCCCAAACGCCC
Molecule: messenger RNA, 1619 nt
Organism: Alosa alosa (allis shad)
Lineage: Eukaryota; Metazoa; Chordata; Actinopteri; Clupeiformes; Clupeidae
Gene: usp46
Product: ubiquitin specific peptidase 46
Biological process (GO): protein deubiquitination
Cellular component (GO): cytosol; nucleus
Molecular function (GO): cysteine-type endopeptidase activity; cysteine-type deubiquitinase activity
Source: RefSeq, a predicted model, not a curated record